Messenger RNA from Coregonus clupeaformis (lake whitefish), 970 nucleotides. RefSeq names its product G protein-activated inward rectifier potassium channel 1-like. NCBI's taxonomy places the organism in Eukaryota, Metazoa, Chordata, Actinopteri, Salmoniformes, Salmonidae. Gene Ontology annotation, biological process: potassium ion import across plasma membrane; regulation of monoatomic ion transmembrane transport. Gene Ontology annotation, cellular component: plasma membrane. The annotation marks the transcript as partial. Gene Ontology annotation, molecular function: G-protein activated inward rectifier potassium channel activity. The transcript is spliced from 2 exons. The record is from RefSeq and is a predicted model, not a curated record.
UCUCGUCAGACUCCAGAGGGGGAGUUUCUACCUCUGGACCAGUGUGAGCUAGACGUAGGAUUCGGGACGGGGGCAGACCAGCUCUUCCUGGUGUCCCCUCUGACUAUCUGCCACGAGAUCAAUUCCAAGAGCCCCUUCUUCGACCUGUCCCAGCGCUCGCUCAUGAACGAGGAGUUUGAGAUCGUGGUCAUCCUGGAGGGCAUUGUGGAAACCACUGGUAUGACGUGUCAGGCACGGACCUCCUACACGGAGGACGAGGUGUUGUGGGGCCACCGCUUCCUGCCCGUCAUGUCCCUGGAGGAGGGCUUCUUCCGGGUCGACUACUCCCAAUUCCACAACACCUUCGAGGUCAACACUCCCCCUUACAGCAUCAAGGAGCACGAGGAGAAGAACUCCCUGACUUCCCCCAACCCUCCACCAGGCGUCCCCACCUCCCCUCCCCUGGGGAAUGGGGGCCAGGGCCGGGGCCGCAGGGAGAGGAUGCUGUCAGUGGACUUUGCCGACCAUGGAGAGGCUACCCAGGAACAAGCGAUGGGGAGGCUGCCCAGCAAGUUACAGCGUAUGAGCUCUUACAAGGAGGACCUGACUCAUUCAGAGCGGAGACUUCCCCCUGCCCUGAGCCCCAUGCUGGCCCCAAACCCAACCAUUGUCCAGAUCCCUUUGCCUGAGGGUGGGGGGCGGCAGGAGGAUAACCUGCCUGCCAAACUGCGCCGAAUGAACACUGACCGUUGACAUUGACCGUGGACAAUUGACCGUUAAAUGACUAUUAAUCGGCGGAAACAAACAGACUCCCCAAAAAACUCUAAAUAGAUAUAGGAAGCAAUGCUUAAUGGAUAACGCAGUUUUCAACAGGAAAUUUGACUACUGUGAUGACUUUUAACUGGUUGAGUCAACAUUGAUUCAAUGUAAUUUGUCAACGUAUUGUGACGUGGAAUCUACGCGGAAAAUACAUUUUGUUUUGAGGGGAAAU